Lentinula edodes (shiitake mushroom) is the source of this 1569-nucleotide messenger RNA. Its product is annotated as permease for cytosine/purines, uracil, thiamine, allantoin-domain-containing protein. Lineage: Eukaryota; Fungi; Basidiomycota; Agaricomycetes; Agaricales; Omphalotaceae. Gene Ontology annotation, biological process: transmembrane transport; nucleobase transport. The transcript has 17 exons. Gene Ontology annotation, cellular component: plasma membrane. The record is from RefSeq and is a predicted model, not a curated record. Bases 1 to 1569 code for a protein of 522 amino acids. Gene Ontology annotation, molecular function: nucleobase transmembrane transporter activity.
AUGAACAUCAUACGAAAGCUCGAAGUAGAGCACUCAGAUGGGACGACCUACUCUCAAAUGUUUCUUACGAAUGAAGAUCUUCUUCCCGUUCCUCACGCAAAACAGACCUGGAAACACCGUAAUUUCAUUGCCUUUUGGAUGAUCGCUUCUUCAAUGAUUCAGGCUGGACUAUCCUGGUGGCAAGCUUGGAUCUGUGUAUGGAUUGGCUACGGAAUCGUAGCGCCUUUCAUUGUUCUUAAUGCCCGUCCUGGUGCAAUCUUUCACAUUACCUUUCCGGUCGUUGCCCGGACAAGUUUUGGGUUAUAUGGAAGCUUGUGGUGUACAUUCAAUCGGGGGGCCAUGGCUUGCGUUUGGUACGGAGUACAAGCUAGCAUCGGGGGCUCGUGCAUGUUUGUGAUGUUGAGGGCAAUGUGGCCUAGUAUUGACAAUAUCCCAAAUGGUCUCCCAGAUUCUGCAGGAAUUACGACUAAGGAGAUGUUGGCCUUCUUUUUGUUCUGGUUAAUCUCUUUGCCUGCAAUCUGGUUCCCACUUCACCAAAUUCGUCACCUCUUCACGGUAAAAGCUAUAAUCACUCCAAUAGCAGGUCUGGUUUUCUUUGUAUGGUGUAUAGUGAAGGCAAAAGGUGUAGGUCCAAUCAUCCGUCAACCUGGGACAAUGCACGGGUCUGAUUUAGGAUGGGGAAUGGUCACCAACUUAAUGUCCUGCAUCAGCAAUAUGGCUACUCUUCUAACCAAUGCACCUGAUUUCGCCUCUCGCUCGCAUAGCCCUUCUGCUGCACUUUGGCCUCAGCUACUCUCUAUCCCUUUCAGCUUUGCAAUUGUCAAUCUACUCAACAUGUUUCUUGACAAUUCUCCCUCGCAUGCGACUAGGUUUGGAGUUUGGUUCAUUGCAUUUGCAUUCAUUAUUGCUCAGGUGAGAGUAUUAUCUGAAACCAAUAUAUCCGCUAAUUCAGUUAGUGCUGGAUGUGACCUUACAUCUUUGUUUCCUCGAUUUAUCAACAUCCGAAGAGGAGGGUACAUCGCAGCGAUUGUGGGGUACUGUAUUCUACCCUGGAAGCUUUUAGCCAGCAGCAACGGAUUCACUUCAUAUCUUUCCGCUUAUUCUGUCUUCCUAAGCUCCAUUGCCGGGGUCAUGGUCACUGAGUACUAUUUUAUCCGGAAAGGACAUUAUCGAGUCACGGAUUUGUACGACACUAGAAGGAACGGAUGGUAUUGGUACACAUAUGGCUUCAAUUACAGAGCCUAUGUAGCGUAUAUAGCGGGUAUCCUCAUCAAUGUGGUUGGUUUUGCGGGAGCAACGGGUCGAACUGUGCCGAUCGCUGCCACACGGAUUUAUGAGAUGUCUUUCUUCACGGGAUUCGGGAUAUCGACAAUUGUCUAUCUCCUGCUCAACUGGGCGUUCCCAGUCCUUGGAGCGUCCGAGACUUUUGAGGAAGUAGAUGUCUCUGGGUGGGACUCACAGCACCUUCGGCACGAUAGUGAGGAUAACUACGUAUUAGCACAAUGGAAUAAGAAUAAUAUAACACUGGAGAAUCGCGGACUGCGUCAGCUACGCUAUCGCUUACAAUGA